AUGGUGAAUGGAACAGUCACUCUAGAUCAGGAAUUGGCUCAGCAUAUCAAAGAUAAUAUCAAAGUACCAGAUGAAGAAGAAGAUAAUGAACCAUGUUGGAUGUUGGAAACAAAUGGAAGAUUCUCAGUUAAAUCUGCAUGGGAGUUUAUCAGACACAGAGAGAGCAAACAAACCAACUAUAGGUUCAUGUGGGAGAAAGGGUUGCCAAUAAAGAUAAGCUUUUUCAUGUGGAGAGUGUGGAAAGGGAGAAUCUCUACAGAUGAUAUAUUGAAAAGGAUGAUGAUCAAUAUACCAUCAAGAUACUGGUGCUGUGAGGAGCAUAAGGAGGAAACUGUAGGUCACUUAUUUAUAACAUCUUCCAUAACUGUCAAGUUAUGGAAGUUCUUUGCUUCUUGUGUAGGUAUUCCUACAGAUGGAGUUGGUCUACAUCAAAUGAUCAUGGCAUGGUGGUCUGCUGAGACAAAACUAAAAUUGCAGCCUAGGUAUAGAGAAAUUCCUGCAGUGAUCAUGUGGUCAUUAUGGAAGAGAAGAAACUUCAUUAAGCAUGGAGGAUCAGUUACCUUUUAA
Lycium barbarum (goji berry) is the source of this 567-nucleotide messenger RNA. RefSeq lists its product as uncharacterized. The record is from RefSeq and is a predicted model, not a curated record. NCBI's taxonomy places the organism in Eukaryota, Viridiplantae, Streptophyta, Magnoliopsida, Solanales, Solanaceae. The transcript has a single exon. The coding region runs from base 1 to 567 and encodes 188 amino acids.